Molecule: messenger RNA, 960 nt
Organism: Pochonia chlamydosporia 170
Lineage: Eukaryota; Fungi; Ascomycota; Sordariomycetes; Hypocreales; Clavicipitaceae
Exons: 2
Coding region: 1-960 (319 amino acids)
Source: RefSeq, a predicted model, not a curated record
AUGCUCUCCUCGCCCACCUGCACACAGCCUGGUGCUGGGCCUCACACUUGGGCCUCUGUUUCAACAGCAAACUUGUAUCGAUAUUUUGGACAUGCUGCGUCCAAUACACCCAUUCUUUUCCCCUCCUCGGGCGACUUGAGAGGCUUGCAGCACGAUGCAAAAGCAUCUUUUGAUGCUUGUUUUGUCGCACAACUACCAGCUGGCCCGAGUCUGGCGGCCAAGAAUCGUGAGAAGUCAAUUUCAUCACUAGCUGCUUGGCUGUGGCCAAAAAGCACGCCUUUACGGGCUGGGCAGACCGAAAGAUUCAUAAACGCAACGCAGCUAUUCUCGACUCGGCCAACCGCAAUUUACCCCAAAAUGAGCGUCCCAGCAUCAGGACUCCCCGAUGGACGGCAAAGUUCUCAAAGCAAGCCCUCCCGUCAUGUCCAUCUGAAUACUAUGGUCCCCUCCUGCGCAAUGACUGUCGUCUGGGCAAAGCUGCCUGGGGAUGUCAUGCCAGGCUUGGAGUUGAAACGCACCACUGGCGCCUUCGUUCUGAGCGCCAAUAGUGUUGGUUCAGAUGCCGCCGCAUGGUUGGCCAAAGCCACAAAUGCAAUUGUUGCUGCCAGCGAGCUUUGCAUUGUAGAAUCCUCAAAGGCAUUACAGCAUUGCAGUAUCCCCAAUGCCAUUCGAAAAUUGCAUUCAGUAAUACAACGUUCUGGCCUCGCACCAAGCUUGGAAUACUCGACUAUGACAAAUUCCGAGCCUUUGGGCGCUAGAAGGAUACCACGACAGACUGUGUGUGCACUUCUGUCCACGAAGGGUCAAGCCCCAUUGAGACGGCAUUCUUUUCCAAACAAGAAUCCAUUGUCUGGUUGCACAUUCCAGUGCAGGGGGGCUCCUGUACUCAUAGCAGCAUCAUGGCUGUCUGAUGCCGAUACGUUCCGUCCCGCAUUAACCAUUCGGCUAAGGAAUGCCUAA